AUGAAGAUCAAGCAAAACCAGCUGUUCUUCAAACGUAAUGGUGGCCUCCUCUUACAACAACAACUUCAUUUGAAAGCAGACAACAUUCAGAGGACAACAAUCUUCUCCUCCACGGACUUAGACAAUGCUACUGAAGGCUUUAGCACCAACAAGGUGCUUGGACAAGGUGGUUGGGGAACCGUUUACAAGGGCAUGCUUCUAGACGGUAGAAUCGUGGCGGUUAAGAAGUCUAAAGCUAUUGAUGAAAACAAUCUAGAACAAUUCAUCAACGAGCUUAUGAUUCUCUCUCAGAUUAAUUACAGAAACAUCGUCAAGGUACUUGGAAACCCAAGUUCCUAUGCUCGUCUAUGA
Molecule: messenger RNA, 351 nt
Organism: Camelina sativa (false flax)
Lineage: Eukaryota; Viridiplantae; Streptophyta; Magnoliopsida; Brassicales; Brassicaceae
Source: RefSeq, a predicted model, not a curated record